AUGGCCGCUGCGCAGAUCGUCACGGGCGUCGUCCCGUCGCGCCACCCACUCCCUCACCUCGAGUCUCCGCGAUGUCCCCCGCGCUCCUGUCCCCUCCCGCGCAGUGCUUGCCUUUGUUCCAGGAAUAGCUCCAGGUUCCCGCUGCUGCGGCUGGGCCUCGCCCUGGAGCCCGCCGCCGCUCUCUCCGGCCAGCCGGCCCCUCCCACGCACUCUUGGACUCCGUGCUGCACUCCAGCUGCAAGCUGGGCCCCUGUUACACAUGGGACACACCACCCGCAGCUCGGCCGCAGCUAA
Messenger RNA from Manis pentadactyla (Chinese pangolin), 294 nucleotides. RefSeq names its product CAAX box protein 1-like. The record is from RefSeq and is a predicted model, not a curated record. The transcript has a single exon. NCBI's taxonomy places the organism in Eukaryota, Metazoa, Chordata, Mammalia, Pholidota, Manidae. Bases 1 to 294 code for a protein of 97 amino acids.